Mugil cephalus (flathead mullet) is the source of this 6050-nucleotide messenger RNA. It is a transcript of the gene plekhg4, whose product is annotated as pleckstrin homology domain containing, family G (with RhoGef domain) member 4. Gene Ontology annotation, molecular function: guanyl-nucleotide exchange factor activity. Lineage: Eukaryota; Metazoa; Chordata; Actinopteri; Mugiliformes; Mugilidae. The coding region runs from base 16 to 5853 and encodes 1945 amino acids. The transcript has 23 exons. The record is from RefSeq and is a predicted model, not a curated record.
CCUCUUCUUUCCUCCAUGAGGAGCUUCCACCUGUUUCUGCUUGACGCUGUCACCGGCCGGAUAUUAACUCCAGUCUGGACUCUUUCAUUUCCUCCAUCGUCUGAGAGGAAGCAGCAGGACUCUGAGUCUCUGGACCGGCGUGUCCAGUCGUCCCUGGUAACCCUCUACAGUCCCCUCCAGUCCACGUCCCCGACCGUCCUCCAUCAGGUCCUCAGCCGUUACCGUGGAGACGACCUCCUCCACCUGCUCCACUUCCUCCAGCGCCUCCAGCGGGACGCCUGUCUCCAUCAUGGCUUGCUGCUUAAUGAGGGCUGGCCUCUGCUCCUCCAGGAGAAGUUAAUCAUUCAGCUUUCUCCUCUGGAUCAGCACCUCCUCCUCCCAGGAGACUUCUACCUGUUGGUUUCUCCUCCUGCUCCUCGAGGACCUGGCAACGCCUCCUCAUCGUUGACUCCUCGGCUGCUGCUGUGCAGCGUGUCGUCAGACGGCCGUCAUGAGGAGCAGCAGGAGGUGUUGGAGUUAGGGAGGAGGCCCAUCUUCACCAUGGCCUGGCUGGACUCCCUGAACAGGGAGAGGGAGCAGCGAGGAGGAUCCCGGCUGGAGCGCUGCCUCCUCUCCUCCUCGUCCCAGAGGGACGUCUUCAGGGUCCCAUGGGAGGACCUGGUCUACCCACAGCUCCUCAGCCGGCCCCGGACCUCCUCCAAGGAGUCGGCUGGAGAAGGAGCCACAGAUACCGCCAACGUGAAGCUCCUCCCACACCUGACAUCCACCGGCCAAUCGCUCCGCCCACACCAGACCGACCAAUCGGUGAAGAGCACACAGGAGGAGGACUCUGAGGAGGAGGAGUCUGAGGGGGAGUACGUGGAGCUGACGGAGCUCCCUCUGCCUCGGUUCUCCCCCCAGAAAGGUUCCCUGACCCAGUCCAUCAGCCUCCAGAACCGGACCAGGACCUCACACUCUGCACCUCCUCCUCUCUCCUCCCGGGGGGAGGUCACCCUCCUUCUCUCUGGGCCGAAGGAGGUCUGCGUCUCCUCCUCUGCUCCUCCUGGCCUCCAGGGAACCUCCAGCUGUCAAUCAGAACCAACACCAGGUACUCGACCUGGAGAGGAGCAGGAGGAGGAGGAGGAUGAGGAGCAGGAGGAGGAAGAGCAAAGAAUAGAGGGAGAGAGAAAGUUAGAGAGGGAGAAGAAGCAGGAGUUUGUAGAGUCAGUCACUGAGAGUGAGGAGGUGCAGGAAGAGGAGGAGAAAGAAUGUGAGGAGGUGUCAGGUGAAGAUGGAGACCGAGAGUUAGAAGAAGGAGCAGAAGAGGUGGAGAUCGAGGAGGAGGUUCAAGUUAUAGUUGUUCAGCAAAGUCAGGGAGAAGAGGAGGAGCCGGACGAGGAGGAGAAAGAGAAGGAGGAGGCAGAGAAAGAGGAGGAGGAGGAGGUGAAAGAAGAGCAAAGAGGAGGAGAAAAUGCACAGAUAGGUACAGACUCUUAUUGUGAAAACAGAAUGCACUUCAAGGACUCUUAUUGUGAAGAGCACGAGGAGAGUGGACAGGAGCAGGAGGAGAAGGAGGAGGUGAAGGAGGAGCUCAGCUGUGAGGAGGAGGUGAAGGAGGAGCUCAGCUGUGAGGAGGUUGGUGAAGGAGGAGCUGCUGAACGUCAUGAUGAAGGUACACACUUGUUUCUCCUCCUAAACCAUCAGACUCUCUCUGUGUCACCUCCUCUUCUUCCUCCUUUUACCUCCCUGCUCCUCCUCCUCUCCUCCUUUCACUUCCUCCCUCUCCUUGUCUUCCCUCUGUCCCCCCCGUCCCCCCAGUCCCCCCAGUCUCCCCAUUCCCCCCCGUCCCCCCAGUCCAGUUUGUACGGUGCGUUGCUGAGGUCUGGAGCUGUGUGUCUACCUGGAACCAGAGACCGAGGAGGACGAGCUCUUCUCACCGUCUCCACUGUGAACUCUGUGUGGUCCAACCUGGGCGGUAACGGCACCGAGCUGCUGCGCCUCCUCCUCUACUACACCUCCACCCUCAGGAAGGAGGUGAGAGCGUUGGGUCUGACAGUUCUGGUGGACGCCUGCCGGGCCCCCCCUGCCCCCGCUCUGUUCUCCUCCCUCAGGGCCCUACAGGAGGACGCUCCCGGCCUCACCUCCCUAUGUUCAACUCUAUGCGCCCACCUGUUUUACUCAUGCCCCUCUGAUUCGCGCCCUCUAUCGCCCCUCUAUUUCCCCUCUAUCGCCCCUCUUUUUCCCCUCUAUCGCCCCUCUAUUUCCCCUCUAUUUCCCCUCUAUCGCCCCCUCUAUCGCCCCCCUAUCGCCCCUCUAUCGCCCCUCUAUCGCCCCUCUAUUUCCCCUCUAUCGCCCCUCUAUCGCCCCUCUAUCGCCCCUCUAUCGCCCCUCUAUCGCCCCUCUAUUUCCCCUCUAUUUCCCCUCUAUCGCCCCCCCAUCGCCCCUCUGUCGCCCCUCCAUCGCCCCUCCAUCGCCCCCCCAUCGCCCCUCUAUCGCCCCUCUAAGGGAGGGAAACCAAAUCAUGAAAUCUUUGCAAACUUUAAAUCAAGUCAGUUUUCUUCAGAAGAGCUGGUGCUGCUGGACUCAGCUUCACAACUACAUCUGUUCAGAGACAGUUGUGUGUCUGUGCGUGUGUGUGUGUGUGUGUGUGUGCGUGUGUGUCUGUGUGUGUGUGUCUGUGUGUGCGUGUGUGUGUGUGUGCAGGUGGAGGUGCUGAGCUCCCUGAAGUCGGUGCAGAAACAUGUGGAGCUCCGACAGCUUCCUGCAGAGUUUGGAGGAUCCUUCGUGUUCAGUCAGACCGGCUGGAUCAGCUUCAGAUGGAGACUGGAGCAGUUGACCAGUCAGUGUGAAGACGUCAUCAAGCUGCUGCAAAAAACCAUCGAGGUCCUGACGUCCACUCGUGUCCCUGAUGCUGCUCAGGACGCAGAGCUGCUGUUGUCCAGGUACAAGGCCGUGAUGCGCAGCAUCCUGGAAGACGGACGAUUGGUCCGGCUGCAGCAGGAGGGCGGGGCUUGGCUGUCGUGGCUCCGCAGGGAGGACGGCGUGACGGAGGAGCGGCGGGCGGCGGUGGAGGCGGCGUCCUCCCUCUACGAGCAGGUGGACGAGCUGCUCCACCGUCUGGUCACUCUGUCCAACACCAGGACUCAGAGCCUCAGCUUCAUCCUGGACUUCAGGAGUCUGGAGCCGGACUUCACGCAGGUGAGGGCGUGGGUGGAGGAGGAAGGAGAACUCCACCUGAAGACUCUGAAUGAACCUGAUGAUUCUCUGGAGCUGGUGACUCAGAAACAGGAGGAGUUCCAGGAGUUCUACAAGACGGCACAGGACGUCUGUGGACGGGGUGAGGUCCUCCUGUCCCGUGUGGACCGCUGGGACCAGGUCCCUGAGGACCUGCCGUCCUACGGGGUCCAGGUCCAGGGGUUCCGGUCUCAGCUGCAGGGUUUCUGGGAGCGUGUCUCCAGGACGGGUCGGGACAUAGACCGGGCCGUGGGACUGUACCGCUUCCUGGACCAGGCGUAUGGCUGGGCGUUGGAGGGCAUGCGCCAUCUAGCGGGGGUCAGCAUGGAGGAGUGCUCGCUGCCGGACAGAUGCCGGGCUGUGAUUGGCCGCCUGGAGUCCUACCAGCUCCAGCACCCACCCAUCCCUGACUCCUGCUUCCAGGAGAUGAAGGAGGUGGCCAGGGAGGUGCGGGGGGAGCGGGGCCUCCGCCAGUGGAGCCUGGCCUGGUCCAAGUGCCAGGAGACCAGGAGGAUGCUGGACAGGAAGAUGGAGGCGGCGGUCAGGACUCGAGACUCCGCCCACAGGCGCCGCUCUGACUCCACCCUCAGCAGAAGCUCCUCCUCCUCCUCCAGGAUGAGCCUGUCAGGACUGUGGGGGGUCCGCGAGACCUCCUCCUCUUUCUCCCCACAGGAGGAAUCAAACAGCCCCUCCCCCCAGCACACCCCCCUCCUCCGGCGUCUGUUCCGCACCUCCUCCUCGGAGGAGUCCUCAGACCGGGGGGACGUCUGCUCCUCCAGCCCCAGCCUCCUCCGCCGCCUGGACUCCUCCCCCAGCUUCUCCUCCUCCUCCUCCUCGUUCUUCCCCAGCAGGAGGCAGCUCCUCAGGAAGACCCAGAGCUUCGACUGCCCCCCCGGCCCCGAGGCGCUGCGCUGUGGCCCCCGGGCCCUGAGCGAGCCGGGGAGGACGGGGGGGACGGGGGGGACGGGGGGGGGGCGCAGGGGCAACACCGGCGUCUUCAUCCGGGGCCUGGAGGUCAGCAGCACCGCGGCGUCCGACCACACCCUCUGCCCCAGGACGCCCCUCCCCGGCUGGACGGGGCGGGGCCAGCACGGCCCCCCCGGGACCCCCGGGACCCCUGGGACCCCCCCAGCAGAACACCGACCCAGAGGAAGUAAGCUGAGACACAUCGUGGAGGAGAUGAUCACCACGGAGCAGGAGUACGUCCGGUCCCUGCGCUACGUCCUGCGUCACUACGUCCCAGAGAUGGACCGUCCCGACGUCCCCCAGGACCUGAGGGGACAGCGCUCCGUGGUCUUUGGGAACCUGGAGAAGCUGCUGGACUUUCACAGCCAGUUCUUCCUGCGCGAGCUGGAGGCGUGUUGGAAGCAUCCGCUGAGGGUGUCGCACUGCUUCCUGCGACACGUAUGCUACACAACUACACAACUACACUACUAUACACUACACAACUACACACUGAGGGUGUCGCACUGCUUCCUGCGACACCACCCGGGUGUCUGUGGGGACAAGAUGGACGUGUCGUCCUACCUGCUGAAGCCGGUCCAGAGGAUGAGUAAAUACGCUCUGCUCCUCACUGACCUCAUCAAGGAAGUGGGCGUGGCCCAUGAGGCGGAGCUUGCCAGCCUGCAGGCCGCCGCCCACAUGGUCAAGUUCCAGCUUCGCCACGGCAACGACCUCCUGGCCAUGGACGCCAUCCGGGACUGUGACGUGAACCUGAAGGAGCAGGGUCAGCUGAUCCGCCAGGACCACUUCACGGUUUGGACCGGGAGGAGGAAAUGUCAGCGUCGUGUCUUCCUGUUCGAGGAGCUGGUCCUCUUCAGUAAACCCAGGAAGAUAGAGGGAGGACUGGACCAGUUCCUCUACAAGACCUCCUUCAAGACGGCUGACGUGGGUCUGACUGAGUCCUCGGGGGACACUGGGCUGAGGUUUGAGAUCUGGUUCAGGAGGAGGACGUCCAAGAACCAGACCUUCGUCCUCCAGACGUCCUCAGCAGACGUCAAACAGGCCUGGACCCGAGACAUCACCCAGAUCCUCUGGACCCAGGCCACCAGGAACAAAGAGGUGCGUCUGAAGGAGCUGGUGUCCAUGGGCGUUGGGAACAAACCGUUUCUUGACAUUCAGCCGAGUGAAGCAGCGAUUAGUGACCGAGCCGUUCACUGCAUCAUGAAGACCAGAGGAGCCAGGACCAGGGCGUCCAUCGCCGUCUCCGUCUUUGACUCCAACCCUUUCAAACGUGGAUCUCUGACCUCUGACCCCACGGCUUCAUCUGGUCUGCUGGGACCCCUCAACCUGCACCUGUACAGUCGGACGCUGUCCUCCCCGCCCGCCGCUGAGACCUCCUUCAGCUCCUCCUGCAUCGAGGAGGAGGAGCAGGAGACGAGCAGCCAGCCCUCCAUGACCACAGAGAGUUCUGGUUCUGGUUCUGGUUCUGGUUCUGGUUCAUCCUCUCGUUGUUUCUCCGGCUCCACUGGAUCCGACAGCGGCUGCGUCUCCUCCCACCUCCAGGAGGUGCUGCCCGAGGAGCCCGGCCCUCCCGCCCCCUCCUCCUCCACCUCCUCCUCCACCUCCUCCGCCUCCAUCAAACAGCUCCUCUCAUCAGCCAAAUCUGCUGCUGUCGUCAGUCCAGCUACCAUGGUGUGAUCAGCUGACCUGUUCAUCCACUCAUCUCUGCUGCACAUGUGUGACUUCCUGGUUCAUGUGUUCAUCUGAUCACAUGACUGAUGGUUUGUUGUUUAUUUACUGUAAAUAAUGUUGUUGUUGUUGAUCAGCUGUUCAUGUGUAAAUAAACAUCUGACUCUUUUCUUACGUCAACAAUAAACAGUUUGUUGAAAACUGAA